AUGUUGCAAACUCCCAAGAACUUGCGAGGAAGAAGCCAUGGUUUCCCAGAUCUCAACUUUGAAGCAACAGCUCAUAUCAUGACGAUCGAAGCCGAUAUGACACAGUAUCUUCGAUUCAAGGGUUUUUAUCGACAUCCAGCAACUCGUACGUUAUUUGUGUGGGUAGGGGAUUCUUCUGGAGAUAACUUCUAUGGCAGCAGGAAGAUCGAACCACUAGCCUUCGAUCAAUCGACGAUAGCAAUUCUGCAUGGCUCCAAGGAUAUUUCUCAACCGCCAUCAAUUGUGAGAAGGAUCAACAUGUGCGAGAAUCUGAUUGCGAUGUCGGACAAUUCAAUCCUUGACGGAAGAUUGGAAAUGCAUCACCGCAGAUCGAGGAAGAGAUAUGAACAGAAACGACUGUGA
Botrytis fragariae is the source of this 402-nucleotide messenger RNA. RefSeq lists its product as uncharacterized. The record is from RefSeq and is a predicted model, not a curated record. Bases 1 to 402 code for a protein of 133 amino acids. The transcript is spliced from 2 exons. Lineage: Eukaryota; Fungi; Ascomycota; Leotiomycetes; Helotiales; Sclerotiniaceae.